This is a messenger RNA of Loa loa (African eye worm), 348 nucleotides long. RefSeq lists its product as hypothetical. The transcript is spliced from 3 exons. NCBI's taxonomy places the organism in Eukaryota, Metazoa, Nematoda, Chromadorea, Rhabditida, Onchocercidae. Bases 1 to 348 code for a protein of 115 amino acids. The record is from RefSeq and is a predicted model, not a curated record.
AUGUGCGAACGAACGAGAUCUGAACGAUUUAUGAAGUCAUGGUUUUGGAAAUAUUCUAGUGUUGACAUGUACAAUAGUGGUGAUGACCAUGAAUUCUCCAAUGAUUAUGUUCUGGAAAGACAAAAGUACCUCUAUGAAAGAAAACUGCUGAAUGGAGCAAUGCUUAUUAAAUGUGAUGUUGGCGGUGAGAUAUACCUCCGGCAAGGUUUCCCAUGCCAGAAAGUCUCAAUUGAAAGGCACUUUGUCUAUCAUCGUAAUCAUGGCGAUUCAGACAAUAAGAUAAUAAGAAAGGUUUACAACGUAUGGGGCUUUGUUCAUUUCGGUGGAUAUGAUGAUCUGGACCGUUGA